UAAUAUUUAAAUAAUUAUUUAUUGAAAUAUAUUUGAAAAGUGAAAUAAACAUGAGUGACGAUAGUGUUUACGAGUCAGCGUACAAAGGAGAUUUUGAUGUUGUUAAAUCAGAAAUUGAAAAGGAUUCAUCUGUCAUCACAAGAAAAGAUUCAAACGAUAGGAUACUAUUACACUGGGCAGCUUUAAGUGGAAAUGUAAGACUGGUCACAUAUUUAUUAGAACUUGGCUCUCCUGUGGACCCGUUGGAUGAUACUGAAAGUACCCCUUUAAUUUUGGCAUCGUCAGCUGGAAGAAUUGAAAUUGUUAAACUACUUUUAACUUAUGGAGCAAAUCCUAAUACGAAGACUGAUCAAGGUCAUUCUGCACUACAGUAUGCAUGUUCAAAAGGAUGGACUGAGGUUGUUGAAAAGUUGUUGGAGUAUAAAGCAGAUAUCAACAUUUCUGAUAAAAGAGGUGCCACCCCUAUGCAUAGGGCGGCGUCCAAAGGUAACUUAUCUGUGGUUAAAUUACUACUGAGUCAGUUUGAAAAGCCCAAUGUGAAUGCUAGGGAUGUAUAUGGUAAUACACCCUUGCAUUUGGCUUGUGAGGAGGAUCGACAAGAGGAAGCUAAACUGUUGGUGAUUCAUGGGGCAGAUGCUGAGAUGCUUAAUCAUGAUGGAAAAACUCCACUAGAUCUUUGCACAAUCUCAUUACGUCGCAUUUUAUCUAAUAUUAAAAAUAAUUUAAACUAGAAGUUACUAUAAUUAAAAGUAUUUUUAAUAAUGCCAA
Messenger RNA from Agrilus planipennis (emerald ash borer), 768 nucleotides. RefSeq names its product 26S proteasome non-ATPase regulatory subunit 10. Lineage: Eukaryota; Metazoa; Arthropoda; Insecta; Coleoptera; Buprestidae. The coding region runs from base 51 to 731 and encodes 226 amino acids. The record is from RefSeq and is a predicted model, not a curated record. Gene Ontology annotation, cellular component: ciliary inversin compartment. Gene Ontology annotation, molecular function: protein binding. The transcript has 3 exons. Gene Ontology annotation, biological process: protein localization to ciliary inversin compartment.